UGAACCCCAAAUUCGUGGGUUCCCUCAAUCUCUUCUCUCUCUCUUCCUCUCUCAAUUUAAUCCAGUUUUUUAAAUCCCAAAAAAUUAAAAAUUAAAAAUUAAAAAAUUCCGAGGACUUUCUUCAAUUGUCCGCCAAAAUCCCCAAUCUCUCCCCUUUCCAUUUAUAAUCCCUCUCCAAGAUCCUCAGAUCUAGAGCUCUCCUUCUCUCUAGGGUUUGGUUCUCGAUCAUUUCCCCCCAAAAUUUGAUGUUAUGGGAGUCGAUUACUACAACAUCUUGAAGGUAAACCGAAACGCGACCGAUGACGAUCUCAAGAAGUCGUACCGGCGAUUGGCGAUGAGAUGGCAUCCCGACAAGAAUCCGAGCAGUAAAACGGAGGCUGAGGCCAAGUUCAAGCAGAUCUCUGAAGCCUACGAUGUCUUAAGUGACCCACAAAAGAGAGCAAUAUAUGAUCAGUAUGGGGAGGAGGGUCUAAAGGGCAUGCCGCCUCCUGGGUCUCAGAGUGCGACCUCGUACGCUAAUAGCUCAAGGGGCCCUAGUAAUUUCCAAUUCAAUCCUCGGGAUGCAGAGGACAUCUUUGCCGAGUUCUUUGGUAGCAGUCCUUUUGGGUUUGAGUCGAUGGGUCGUGCCAAGUCCAUGAGGUUUCAAACAGAUGGUGGUGGGACUUUCGGUGGGUUUCGUGGUGCUGAUGGUGCACAUAGAACACAUACUGAUGGAGCUAGCUCUACAAGUGGAGUUCAGCUACGGAAGGCACCGCCAGUGGAGAGCAAGCUGCCGUGCAGUCUUGAAGAUCUCUACACCGGUUCAACGAAAAAAAUGAAGAUAUCAAGGAAUGUCAUUCGUCCUAAUGGGAGAUUAGCUCAAGAAACAGAGAUCCUAACAAUAGACAUAAAGCCUGGUUGGAAGAAAGGAACAAAAAUCACAUUUCCAGACAAGGGGAAUGAGUCAGCGAACCAACUUCCAGCAGACCUAGUCUUUGUGAUUGAUGAGAAACCCCACGAGGUCUACAAGAGAGAUGGCAACGAUCUCAUUCUCCAUUACAAGAUCCCUCUUGUGGAUGCCCUUGCAGGAACCACAAUAACCCUCAAAACCCUAGAUGGCCGUGAUCUUUCCGUAUCAUUGCCUGACGUGGUUACUCCUGGGUAUGAGCUUGUCGUUGCCAGAGAAGGAAUGCCAAUUGCUAGAGAGAGGGGUAAAAAGGGGAAUUUGAGGAUCAAGUUUGAACUCUUGUUCCCUUCGAGGCUUUCUCCCGACCAAAGGAUUAGCAUCAGAAGAAUUCUUGGAGGAUGAACAUGAUCUAUGUUCUUUCUAGUUUCAAACUAUUUUUGAAUGCGGAGUGUAAAAUGGCAGUUUGAUUAGGGUUUUUUACCUUGUAAAAAUAAGAAAAAGAUAUGGCAGAGCUGGGUUAGGGCUUCUAUUUUUUUCUAAGGAGGUGAAGCUUGGGGGGUUAAUGGGAAAACCUGAAGCUAUGUUUUGAGUCCGGUAGGAUGCUUACUUCUUGAGUUUUUGCUGUAGAAAGUGUUUGUGAAGUUAAUCUUUUGUUGAUUUAUCCGUCAAUCUGUACAUUUUUCAGGCUGGCCUGGUUUAUUAACAUUAUUUUAGAAAUUGUGUAGCUUUGAUUAGUCUGUGUAUGUUAUAUUAUGAUUAUGGUGUAUGUUGUAUUUUGGGAAGAGGAUUCUGAAAA
This is a messenger RNA of Asparagus officinalis (garden asparagus), 1682 nucleotides long. Its product is annotated as dnaJ homolog subfamily B member 1-like. The transcript is spliced from 3 exons. Gene Ontology annotation, molecular function: protein-folding chaperone binding. Gene Ontology annotation, cellular component: cytosol. The record is from RefSeq and is a predicted model, not a curated record. Bases 251 to 1288 code for a protein of 345 amino acids. Lineage: Eukaryota; Viridiplantae; Streptophyta; Magnoliopsida; Asparagales; Asparagaceae.